Molecule: messenger RNA, 2321 nt
Organism: Callithrix jacchus (white-tufted-ear marmoset)
Lineage: Eukaryota; Metazoa; Chordata; Mammalia; Primates; Cebidae
Source: RefSeq, a predicted model, not a curated record
GCCCCGCCCUUUGCCCUUUGACUCCACUUGUAGGUGCCCUCGGUGAGCUCCUGUGCACUGCCCCACACCCUGCUCUGUCACCAGCCCCAUUGUGAUGUCAUAAGAGCCCAGCUGCCCACCCACAGACUAGUGGGUGACUCAGGAGUACCCUCUCCAUUUCUUACUGUGACUUUUGUCCGAGCGCAACUUGUAUGCUAUGGGAAAUUCUCUAAGCAAAUUGUGUUCCUUUAUCUGCCGCAGGAUCUGGCAGCGGUGGCAACCAUGACGGUCUCCACUUGUCCAUGCGGACUUUUCGGCUGGCCGGCUUCACCCCGCAGCUCCUGCGCAUGUGCCAGCCCCGCGAGCCCUACACGGUUCCCCAUUCCUCUUGUUCCCUUCGGGAGGUCUUGGGCCUUAUUUUCCAUCGAGCUCCAAUUUCACCCCGAACUCGAGCGCCCUACUGCGGGACCUGCCUCCUCUUGCCUGGAGCCCCCCGUCAAGGAAGAAACCCAUGCUAGGCCACUUGGCACGCGAGGGACCCGUGAAGAUCCCUCCUCUAAGCCUAACUUUUCCACUCCGACUGCCUUCGCUACAAGUGCCAGCCCGAUCCUGAAGACGGCGGUGAGAACAGAAGAGCCUGAAGAACAGAUGGAGGUGGACAAUCAGGGCCUUGGAGUGCUCAGCGCACACAGCCCUGCAGGAGGCAUCCUUCCCUUUUGGAAGCCUGACCCAGCUCCAGCAGUGCUCCCUGGCCCAGUUCCCGGCUGCUCCCAUUGGCCAGACAAGGCGGCCUCUCUGGUACUGGGGAAAGACCACCAGCCCAGCUCCUCAGCCGUGCUGAUGGAGUGGGAGGCGACCCAGCACAAGGAUCCUCCAGCUCUUGCCACAAAGAGCCCUUCUACACCAAGGGCUGCCAGCCGCAGUUCGCGACAACCAAAAUGGUUAGCGCAACCCCAGCAGCUGCCACUGGUCCCUCCGCAGCAAUGGAGGUGAGGGAGUGACGGGGGGCCCCCACCCGCUAAACGUACCCGCCAAUCCCUGAAAGGAUUCACCGGCACCGGCAGGUCAAGUAGAACAACAUCAUCCAGGAGACUGAAAAAGCAACAUGGGAAGAAAUUACAGUAAACUGCAAUGCCAGCCCACCUGCCCCACCUGCUCUCCCUGCCCCAGGCCACCUACGUGUCACAGAUCCCAACUCCUCCUCCUGCCUCUGACUUGACUCAUGUGGCUGCUGGGCCCCUCAUCCUGCCCGUCCCUUUGCUUUUGACCACACCAAGAAUUGAGUAAAAAUUGAUAUCUAUGGCUAGGCACAGUGGCUCACUCCUGUAAUCCCAGCACUUUGGGAGGCCAAGGCGAGUGGAUCACCUGAGGUCAGGAGUUCAAGACCAGCGGACCAACAGGAAGAAACCGGUUGCAUCUAUACUAAAAAUACAAAAUUAGGGCCGGGCACGGUGGCUCACGCCUGCAAUCCCAGCACUUUGGGAGGCUGAGGUGGGUGGAUCAAGAGGUCAAGAGAUCAAGACCAUCCUGGUCAACAUGGUGAAACCCCGUCUCUACUAAAAAUACAAAAAAUUAGCUGGGCAUGGUGGUGCAUGCCUGUAAUCCCAGCUACUCGGGAGGCUGAGGCAGGAGAAUCGCUAGAACCCAGUAGGCACAGCUUGCGGUGACCUGAGAUCGCACCUUUGCACACCAGCCUGGGCAAGAAAAACAAAAUUCCAUAUAGAUACAAAGAAUGUUUGCAUGUAGAUAUCUUGCAACAAUACAACGUGAAGAAACUUGCAGAUCAACAAAUGUAGGGACCUCAUAAAAUUCAAAUGACAAUUUUAAUGUAUUGGAAGAAAGGCAGAACAGUCACUCCCCUCCACCGUGAGAAAGUGGUGCUUCCUGCCCACCUGCAGAUUGUCCUGAGAUCCGUGGCAGCACGCUUUGUAGAAACUGGAUGCUUCCAUCACUCAUCCCUAAAGUUACACAGAGGCUCUUUCUACAUCCUUUGGCCUGGAGCAGCACUGAGGCCACCCUGGUGAGUAAAUGCGAAAAACCAGUGGCUCCGGAAAAGGUGUAACCCAUCUGACAUACUCAAGAUAGGUCAAACAUCCCACUGGAAAAUGGAAACGUGCGGUGAAUGCCAUUGGGCAGAGUGUCAUCGACAAGCACUGGCUCAGGUGCCCGGGCUUUGUGAUUUGCCUCCUGUGUGCCUCAGGGCAGCCGACUGACCCCUCAAGGCUGCAGCAAAACAGUGGUAAAAACACCCCAGCAGCUGCUGUGUGCAUUAAAUGAGGCCUCAUUGAAAACAUAUUUUUCGUAGUUUCUGGUCUAGUGCUCUAUAAAUAUCACUAUAUGUA